AAAAACAACAACAACACCAUCACCUCUCUCUCUCUCUCUAUCUCACCUCUCUCUCUCUCUCUCUCCAUUUACUUCAAUCCCCCCAAAUCCAAAGGAAGAGCUCUCUUCUCUCCUCAUCAAUGGACACCCCCCACUCUCUCUCUCUCCCCCCAUCUCCUUCCACAAGGUAAAAGAAACCAAAACCAAAAAAAAAAAAGGAAAAAAAAAGCUUCUUUUUUGGUUCUUUUUUUUAAAAAAAACCAUUUCAAUCUUCAUGGGAGGGGAGUUUUGGGCUGUUCCAGGUGAUAGGAUUUGUGGGUUUGUCUCAGAUUAUCAUCUAAAGCAGAAGAAGCAUCUGGGAUUAGAGCCUCUUUAUGUUCUCCCUCCCCCACCCCUUCUUUGUCCCAUUCAAAGAUUGCAACUUUUUCAAUACAUUAAUGCACACCCUCACCAUUAGUUCAACAAAAACCAUCUUUUUAAACCACUUUUUUUAGUUUUUUCCAUCCCAUUUGUGGAUCCAGAGCAAGGAUUCUGUGUGUAUGAUCCUUCAUUCAGAUGCCCACUUUGUAAAAAUGUCACCUUUUCCUCAUUCUUAGGUGAAAAAGUUCCCCUUUUUUUUGUAUUAGUGUGGUAAAUUCAUACAAUUUUUAGUUGUGAUUAGUAUUUAUAAUGUUUGGAGCACAAACACAUAGAGAACUCUCCCAUGAGUUCACCCCCACAUUGAGAAGAAGAAGAACAUUGUGGAACUCCCCCGCUGCCGCCUCCGCGUCCGCCUCCGCGGCGGCGGCGGCGGCGGCGGCGGCCGCGGCCAUAACCGCCGCUAAAAGAUCCAAUUCCAAUGUCCUGUUAUCAGUUAAAUUCGAGGACCUUUACGGUUUCACCGUCGAGGGCAAUGUCGACGAUGUGAAUGUCCUCAAUGAGGUGAGUGAGAGGAUAAGGCAACAAGGGAGGGUGUGGUGGGCACUCGAGGCGAGCAAGGGCGCAAAUUGGUACUUGCAGCCCCGGAUUUCGUCGAAUUCGGAAGGGAUUAGUGUGGCCUCUUUGAAGCUCUCGGUGCUCGCUAAUUCGAUCACGCUGAAGAGGCUCAUUCGGAAGGGGAUUCCGCCCGUUUUGCGGCCCAAGGUUUGGCUCUCGGUCUCCGGCGCCGCGAAGAAGCGGUCGACGGUGCCGGAGACGUAUUACGAUGAGCUGAUACGCGCAACCGAGGGUAAGGUCACCCCCGCCACACGGCAAAUCGAUCAUGAUCUGCCCCGGACUUUUCCGAGUCACCCAUGGUUGGACAGCGAGGAGGGUCAGGCGUCUCUUCGACGAGUACUCGUCGGAUAUUCUUUUCGAGACUCAGAAGUUGGAUAUUGCCAGGGUUUAAAUUACGUUGCUGCUCUACUACUGCUGGUAAUGAAGACCGAGGAGGACGCCUUUUGGAUGCUCGCCGUCCUCUUAGAAAAUGUGUUGGUGAACGAUUGCUACACCGAUAAUCUCUCGGGGUGCCAUGUCGAGCAACGGGUAUUCAAAGACCUGCUUGCGAAAAAAUGCCCCAGGAUAGCCGCUCAUUUGGAAGGUUUGGAGUUCGACGUAUCUCUUGUAGCGACUGAAUGGUUCCUGUGCCUCUUCUCUAAGAGCUUGCCUUCAGAGACAACUCUGCGGGUGUGGGAUGUUCUUUUCAACGAGGGCGCGAAAGUUUUGUUCCAUGUAGCUUUAGCAAUCUUCAAGAUGAGAGAAGAGGACUUGCUUCGCACCCAUCACAUCGGCGACGUAAUUGACAUUUUACAGACUACCACCCACCAUCUAUACGACCCCGACGAACUGCUCACCGUCGCGUUUGAUAAGAUCGGUUCCAUGACGACGAACACGAUAACGAAGGAAAGGAAGAAGCAGGAGCCGGCGGUCAUGGCCGAGCUCGACCAACGGCUCCGAAGGCUGAAUUCUAUCAAGUUGGAUGAAUGAUGAAGUCAGACAUAUCACAACAUGGGGUUUGGUUUUCUGCCACCCAACAACAACAACAACAACAACAACAGCAAAAGGAGUCCUUUUUUUUCUUUUUUCUUUUUUUCCUUUUUUUUUUGGAUCUUGAUGAACUACAUAUGGUUCAAGAUUUUGAGAAAAAUUUCUCUAUGAAUUAGGGCAUAGCAAUUGAUUGUAUCAACAAUCAUGUUAAUGUGUGGAAAUUGUUCAGUAUAAAAGAUGAGCCUUUUCAUUUGCAGUGGAA
Ananas comosus (pineapple) is the source of this 2185-nucleotide messenger RNA. Its product is annotated as growth hormone-regulated TBC protein 1. The transcript has 7 exons. The coding region runs from base 649 to 1923 and encodes 424 amino acids. Lineage: Eukaryota; Viridiplantae; Streptophyta; Magnoliopsida; Poales; Bromeliaceae. The record is from RefSeq and is a predicted model, not a curated record.